Messenger RNA from Punica granatum (pomegranate), 1596 nucleotides. The record is from RefSeq and is a predicted model, not a curated record. NCBI's taxonomy places the organism in Eukaryota, Viridiplantae, Streptophyta, Magnoliopsida, Myrtales, Lythraceae.
UAUAAACGUGGCCUUGGAAGUUAUACUUGUGAGCUAACUCUCAAGAAGAAAGUGAAGAGAGAGAUAUGGAGAAGGUCGAAGUAGAACUUGUCUCAAGAGAAACCAUCAAGCCGUCUUCUCCAACCCCUCGCCACCUUCUUCACUACCAACUCUCAUUCCUCGACCAAAUCUCGCCUCCCGUCUACAACCCGUCAGUCCUCUUCUACUCAUCAGGUGACACCAAACUCGACCCAGCUGAUAUAUCGACCCGCCUAAAGAGUUCCUUGUCCGAGACCCUGACUCGCUAUUACCCACUGGCUGGGCGGCUCAGGGACAACCAUGCUGUGGAGUGUAACGAUGAGGGCGUCCCGUACUUGGAGACAAGAGUGAGGUGCCGUCUUUCCGAUGUGGUCCAGAACGUGGACCCAGUAGAGCUCCGAAAGUUCGUCCCUUUUGCUCUCAACGCUGCCAACGAUGUGACACUGGGUGUCCAGUACAACGUGUUCGAGUGUGGUGGGGUUGCCGUAGGUAUAUGCCUCUCGCACAAAGUGGCGGAUGCUCUGUGUGUCUUUGUGUUUAUAAAAACUUGGGCUGCUAUAUGCCGUGGAGAAGCGAACGUGGUGUCACCGGAGUUCGUGUCAGCCACGCUGUUCCCGCCAAAGAACACGCUGAGUUACGAUCCCAGCACGGGAAUCAUGACUGAGGACGUCGCCUGCAAGAGGUUUGUAUUCAGAUCCCAUGUGAUAGAGUUGCUCAAAGCGAAAUACGGUGCAGGGAUUGACUUACAGAACCACCGACCACCGUCUCGUGUCGAGGCACUAUCUACAUUCAUAUGGAGCCGAUUUGCUGCUUCAACCAAAGUCUUCUCACGACCAGAGAGGUUGUGCUUCCUGCUUCACACGGUGAACCUGAGGACUAAGUUCGACCCCCCACUGCCGGAGCACUCCUUUGGGAACCUAUACCGAAUGGCAUUCACGUUUUUGUCGGCCCCAAACACGGGGGAAGAGUGCAGUGACCUCUUGCCAAGGGUGAGGGAGACAAUAGCAGCGAUUGAUAGGGCAUUCAUUGAGAGACUUCGAAAGGAGGAUGAACACUUGAGCUUCCUCAAUGAGGCAAGUGGUAUGCACCUCCAGGGGGAGUUAUUAUCGCUCAACUUCACUAGCUUGUGCAGGUUCCCAAUAUAUGAGGCCGAUUUCGGGUGGGGGAAGCCCAUGUGGAUCGGUUCGCCAGCCCUGACCUUCAAGAAUCUGGUCGCCUUCAUGGACACAGAAUCAGGGGAUGGAAUAGAAGCAUACAUUCACUUGACAGAGGAAGACAUGGUUAAGUUUGAAAGUGAUGAGGAGUUGCAGAAGUACAUUUCAGCAACUGCUUAAAGAUUCAAAGUGAACAGCGACAACUACAUCGCGGUUCAACCAAAAAUAAAAACCGACAUAUGAUCGUGUAAAUUAUAAUCUGUUACGAUAUAUAUGAUCGUGGUCAAUAACAAUCUAUCUAUCAAGAAAUAGGCAAAGUGAUCAUCAGAUGGAGACAGAUCACAUGCGCAUGGUAUUGUAAACUACUGCAUGGUAUUGUAAACUACUACCAAAAUAAAGUUGCAAGUUUUAUAAGGAUUAAAAA